This is a messenger RNA of Saprolegnia parasitica CBS 223.65, 342 nucleotides long. RefSeq lists its product as hypothetical. The transcript has 2 exons. The record is from RefSeq and is a predicted model, not a curated record. Lineage: Eukaryota; Oomycota; Saprolegniomycetes; Saprolegniales; Saprolegniaceae. The annotation marks the transcript as partial.
AUGUCGCGGCCGCUCAUUUUGAAUGGCUCGAAGGCCAUGGUUCUCGGCUGUCGGUCGUCGCCGCAGCUGGCCUGUGGCGUCGGCACCGUCCUCUUCCAAGAAAAAGCGCUCGUUGCUUCCAGCUUUGGCAACACGGACAUGGACGAAGGCCACGAUUCCGACUGCGACGAUGACGAGUGCGGCGGUUGCAUUGAAGUCGACGACGGCGAAGACAUCAAGGAAGAGCUCACCGGAGACGAGGUGGACUCGGUGUCCCCUGCCGUCGUUGCAAACUUUGACAAGUUCAUGGCGUUCUGCGAGGCCCACGAUGUGCUCAGCAUGGUCGACAUCCGCAAGAACCUC